AUCGAGUUGGCAGUCCCAAAUAAAAAGAAGAAGCUGUAUUGAACGGAAAAGUUUAAAAAUAAACAUAUUCCGAUUUAAAACCAAACUGAUAUUCAAUUUUCCGGCGCGCAGUCAGCGCUGAAUCAAAUCUCAGCAGGCCGAACAAGCGACGCGCUCGCAUACGAGCCCGCUCUAUAUUAAAAGAAUUUCCGGCUCUCAACUUGGCCCAUAUCUUGGCAAUAUUGGGAACCAUAUCAGUACACUCUGUUCACUUCGUCGUGGCGCACGGGAGGCAGACGCAGAUUCACCCAAACACACAGCUCUCACAAUGAUUUUUUCACAAUUUCUGAGCUUAGGCGGGCUCCGAUCCUGCCAACCACCCUUCAGUAGUCAGUUUCAGCGAUAUGCGCUACAUAAAACCGGAGCCGUACUAUGAAGGGCUUCCACCGUUCAAUGUCACCGGCAGCCCUUUUAACGUGGUGCCCAUCCACAACUACCCGGAGCUGAUGAAAGACACCUGCGCUUUGAUCAACGCCGAGUGGCCGCGAUCGGAAACGGCGCGCAUGCGUUCUCUGGAGGCAUCUUGCGACACACUGCCAUGCAGCUUGGUUCUCACCACGGAGGGCAUGUGUCGGGUAAUAGCCCACUUGAAACUGAGCCCGAUCACUUCCAAAAAGAAGGCGUGUUUCGUCGAGUCGGUAGUGGUGGACAAAACCUAUCGGGGCCAAGGCUUCGGCAAGCUGAUCAUGAAGUUCGCGGAGGACUAUUGUCGGGUGGUACUUGAUCUGAAGACAAUUUAUUUGUCGACUAUCGAUCAGGAUGGAUUUUACGAGCGCAUCGGCUACGAAUACUGUGCACCCAUUUCCAUGUAUGGGCCGCGUCACUGCGAACUGCCGAGCUUACAAAAUGCCAAAAAGAAAUACAUGAAGAAGGUCUUAUAGACGUCAACGCCAGUGGUAGUGAGAUUAGCCAAGCCCGAACAGAGCGUGGCAGUUAACUAGUCAAAUUGGCAAAUGCAUGAAACUAUUUACAGGACUCACCUGUCGCCUGCCAGCAGCUGCACCGUGCUAUUAUCGGGACACGAAUGAGGGGUACGCUUAUAGGCACCACGUUCAUUCUCCGAAUACUGGUACAGCUACAGCUAGCUUUUAAUUCCAUUACACAAAUAAGCAAACAUUCACGAUAGCUUGUGUUGAUUUUUAAAUAUUACUUUCCGCGUGUAUUUUUUAAACUUUUUGGUUCUUUUUGUAUGACAAAGGUGACCACUACGUUCGGUACAUGUGUAUGGAUAUGUUAACCUUAUCCAAAUCUUUCUGUAUAGCCAUUAUGAUUUGUUAUAGUUUUGCUCAAGCAUGUGCAUAUAGUGGCUUCUAGACGGAAACCUACCUGCCAGCAAUGAUAAUAAGAAGCUCAAGUAUCUUCCAACGAAACAUAGCAUAGAGACAUAUCGAGCCUUAGCCAAUAAGCACUCAACGAAGGCAAUAACUUCCAAUAAAUCGUGUAGAAAUUGUAGUAAA
Messenger RNA from Drosophila ananassae, 1496 nucleotides. It is a transcript of the gene Naa80, whose product is annotated as N-alpha-acetyltransferase 80. The transcript has 3 exons. Gene Ontology annotation, biological process: protein acetylation. Bases 384 to 920 code for a protein of 178 amino acids. The record is from RefSeq and is a predicted model, not a curated record. Gene Ontology annotation, cellular component: cytoplasm. Gene Ontology annotation, molecular function: N-acetyltransferase activity; acetyl-CoA binding. Lineage: Eukaryota; Metazoa; Arthropoda; Insecta; Diptera; Drosophilidae.